GAUUAGAUUGCCAGCACUGACCCAAUCUGCACCAUGUGAAAUAGAAGUCACACGGCACAUCUAUCUUCAGCCUCUGAUAUACCUGUUUUACCGCUUGGCCAGCUGAAUGGACACGGCCACAACCACCUUUGCCAUUCCUGACAUCAGUUUCAUGGCUGAGAAACAAAGACGCAGUGUGACAGGCACAAUAACAGUCAAUGAGUGCGCGCUCAUGCCCCAAAGAAGAACGUGAAUUGAUUUUGUGAGGAUGUCCUGUUACAGCAGUGUGAUCCGCGUGGAUGCAUCAUCUGCGGACCUAGCACCUCAAGAACCACUGCAUCUGAUCCCCUGUGAGAUUGAACACAAUGGACCUGCACAGAUCUCUCAGUACUUUAAUGCUGCCAUAAAGGAGCGUAAACACGAGAUGACUGUUUCAUUUCGGGGUCGAGGCCUUAAAGGGCAGUACAUUACCUGUCCGCAAGGCUACACUGGCAUUGUACUCAAGGAGCUCAACAAGCCCGGUUCGGAUCAGGAGGACAGGACCCUGACGAUAGCUUCCUUGUUUGACAAGCUGACCUACUGGAACCUCGAGACACCUCCUAACUCAGAUGAUGCGGUGGUGAUGGCGAUGGAUUGGCCUGAGCUUGCUGAAGCGAUUCAUGGAGCAGUGGAAGAUUAAAGGGGCAACUUUGGCGAUUAAAAUGCAUAUCGUUCACUGAUUACUGGCCAUCCUUUAAAAAAAAAAAAAAAAAAAAAAAAAAAAAAGAGCUUAAAUAAUUGUUACAAAGCAAACAACUUUGUUCUAUUUUAUGUAUUUUGUAAAGAAUUUUGUACCAAAAUUAAAAAAAAAAAAACUGCAUUGAAACAUGACUAUUCUAAGUUAUCCAGAGAUAAGAGUAGACACACUAGCCAGCUGACUAAUCAGUUAACCAUAAGAAUUAUUAUUCUACCGUGUUUUCAUUUUUAUCAGUGAAUGGGAAUGAGGACUCACACAGAUACAUUAACAAACAUUUAUAAGGUUUUUCAGAUUGGCGGAGGACAGGACAAACUAAAGGCCAUUGGCAAACACUUGUUCCUUCACCAAAACUUUGUCUCAUUUCAUUUUUGAAACUUCUAGUCUGGCAUACUUGGCUGCAUAAUUAGAGCACUGGACUCAAGACCUGACAGAGUACAAUUAUGCAACUUGGAGAGGACCAAUGUUGGCAAAAUCCGGUGUUCAUACUGUUUGAUUAAUCAUUUUCAUAUAACAGAGUAUUGAGAAAAUAAAAGACACCACCAUUCAUUCAAUCCAGUAAAAUUGAACAACACAUUGACAUUUAAAACUACAAACAUGACACACUGAAUUGAUGAACUACCCUUCACAUCCAUGGGAAGGUUGAAAUAAAACAUUACUAAGUGAAAGAUCAUGUGCUGUAAACAUCUAAAUAUGCCACACAGUACUUGAAACAGGUGAUUAGCCCCAUUCAAUAAGACAACAAAAGUAGCUUUUACAGCACAAUAACUGAAACUGAUCACCUAUAAAAUACACUUUUCUCCGAGUAGGAUACAUGCAACACAAAUAGUUCAAGUCACAAACCUAAAUGCAUCUGAGUUCACAUUGUGUUGCACGACACGAUAGAAUAAGGCUUCUGGUGGCUCAAAUUGGCUCACAUUUACAUAUCUUCCAGAUGUCAGCCAGUUCAGAGUGAGUUAUAAUGCAUAAGUGCAUUUCAAAAAAUUACAAUAUGGUGGCGAAUUUUAUGUUUUCUCCAAUACAUGGGUGUUACUGUAUUUUGUCAUUUGGAAGCCUGAGGUACAGACAAGCAUGAGGCCCUCCACUUCUUUGUUCGGCAAACAUUUUAAACAUUAGCUUCUAUUGUCAACUAAUAAACACAAUUAGAAAAUUUCCUGAGUCUUUAAAAUCCCAGGAUUAAAAUCUAAAAAAGUGAAG
Corythoichthys intestinalis (scribbled pipefish) is the source of this 1909-nucleotide messenger RNA. RefSeq names its product ribonuclease H2, subunit C (gene rnaseh2c). NCBI's taxonomy places the organism in Eukaryota, Metazoa, Chordata, Actinopteri, Syngnathiformes, Syngnathidae. The record is from RefSeq and is a predicted model, not a curated record. The transcript is spliced from 6 exons. Gene Ontology annotation, biological process: RNA catabolic process. Gene Ontology annotation, cellular component: ribonuclease H2 complex. The coding region runs from base 248 to 658 and encodes 136 amino acids.